Messenger RNA from Abrus precatorius (Indian licorice), 1490 nucleotides. RefSeq names its product solute carrier family 35 member F1-like. The coding region runs from base 201 to 1235 and encodes 344 amino acids. The record is from RefSeq and is a predicted model, not a curated record. Gene Ontology annotation, molecular function: transmembrane transporter activity. Gene Ontology annotation, biological process: transmembrane transport. Gene Ontology annotation, cellular component: membrane. The transcript has 11 exons. NCBI's taxonomy places the organism in Eukaryota, Viridiplantae, Streptophyta, Magnoliopsida, Fabales, Fabaceae.
AGUUGCGGCUGGGCAGCGAAUGCGAUUGAUUGGACUUUGCAGUGAGAGUGAGCAAUAAUCGACGGCUGAAACGGAACACAACAUAGCAAUAAUCGAAUGCUUUCUCAGUUCUCACCAACCCCACCACGACAAACAUUCGCUUCCGUCUAAUUUCAAUUAAAUCACCAACACAAUCCCUUUCUCUCUCUCAGUAGGAAAAUAUGACGAUCGAUUUUCACAGGUUUUGGACCAAAAACACGUUAAUAGGCCUCGGAUUGGGCCAGUUUCUGUCUCUUCUCAUCACUUCCACCGGCUUCACUUCUUCUGAAUUGGCUAAAAGAGGAAUUAAUGCUCCAACUUCGCAGUCGUUUCUCAACUAUGUGUUAUUGGCGGUUGUCUAUGGAAGUAUUCUCAUAUACCGAAGGAAAGCACUCAAGGCAAAAUGGUACUAUUACAUACUUCUUGGAUUGGUUGAUGUAGAAGCAAAUUUUCUAGUUGUGAAGGCAUACCAAUACACCUCACUUACAAGUGUGAUGCUGCUUGACUGCUGGUCAAUUCCAUCAGUCAUGCUUCUGACAUGGCUUUUCUUGAAAACAAAGUAUCGAUUCAAAAAGGUAACUGGUGUAGUUGUUUGCAUUGCCGGCCUUGUCCUGGUUGUGUUUUCAGACGUUCAUGCAGGUGACCGUGCAGGUGGAAGCAAUCCCCGUAAAGGAGACGUUCUUGUUAUUGCUGGUGCUACCUUGUAUGCAAUCAGUAAUGUUAGCGAGGAAUUUCUUGUGAAAAAUGCUGAUAGAGUUGAGCUCAUGGGAAUGUUAGGUUUCUUUGGUGGCGUUAUUAGUGCUAUUCAAAUAAGUAUACUUGAGCGCAAUGAACUUAAAUCUAUUCAUUGGUCAGCAGAGGCGGCGCUUCCUUUUGUUGGAUUUGCAGUGGCCAUGUUUAUGUUUUACUCUUUAGUCCCUGUUCUGCUUAAGAUCAAUGGUUCUACCAUGCUAAAUCUGUCACUGUUGACCUCUGACAUGUGGGCUGUCUUAAUUCGCAUCUUUGCUUACCAUGAGAAGGUUGAUUGGAUGUACUUUGUGGCCUUUGGUGCUGUUGCUGUUGGGCUCGUUAUCUACUCUGGAGGUGACAAAGAUGAGGAUCAGCGCCCUCCUAAUGCUGCUGAAGAUCUUCGCCCAAGCAAACAGGAUGAGGAAGCCAAUUCAGCAAAUCACAGCAAAGGAACUGUGGCUGGAAGCUCAAAAACUUGGGUAGCUUAAGAAAGUAUAGAUCUACAGAUUUGUACAGGGAACAACGUGAGGAAGAGUCUCCUUCAACAAAGGAGAUUAUUCUAAUUUUAUUUUGUAUUAGCUGCUCCUUCAAGACAGCAAUCCAAGAAGCAAACAAUUUAUUAUAGCUGCUGUUGCUCCCCUGUCUUAUCGUUUAGAGAACGAUCAGUAUUUUCUUUAGACAGAAUUUUGAGAAAUUCUUUCUGAUUUUGGAAAUUAAUUGUCAAUAUUUUAGUCAGUAUGGUG